Messenger RNA from Diversispora eburnea, 726 nucleotides. Lineage: Eukaryota; Fungi; Glomeromycota; Glomeromycetes; Diversisporales; Diversisporaceae. The record is from the annotation of a GenBank genome assembly.
AUGUGGGUUCACUUUGACAGUGAACCGGAUCCAGAUGAGUUUACGGCUGAUAUAACCCAAGUCAGUAACUUUGCUCAGUUCAAGCGCAUUCUCAAGGACGAUUUCAAUAUAUUAAAAAUGUCAGACCAUCAAGUAUCAACUCAAAUGGCCAUGACAACUCGGAAAAAAAUCGAGGAUGAAUAUUCAUUUAUGAAUUUAUUGAUCCAAACAAGACCAAACGAAUUAAAAGAACGUGUUUUAGAUCUUAAAGUACAAAUUAAAGGAAAAAAAGCAUUCGGAGAAUGGAGUCUUAAAGAAGUGGCUAGCGAAAUAUAUAAUAAUGUACGUGAAUAUAUAUCAAUCUUUAUGACAAUUGCAGUUAAACAUAUUCGAGAACAUAAAGAUCUAACAACAACAUUAAAGGUGAAGUCCGAACUUGAUGGGUCCCGGAGUUAUGGUAAUUUGGACUAUGAAGUUGAUGUACAAGACGUUCCGAUAUUGAUUAAAAAAGCAGGAUAUGGAAAAGGGAGUUGCCCAAAAUUUGAUACAAAUAUAUACUGCAGCCGAACUAAAACUCGAAAGAAACGAAAACGUGACAAACAAGUGGAUUCGCUCCCGGUGAUGUUUGGUAUAGUAACAAUGGGACAUGUUUGGAAAUUUAUCCGUUGGUCUGGUACAUUACAACAUCCAAAAGCUGAGGAUGAAAAACGCGAAGAACCAGAUAAUAAACGACAUAAGUAUGGAUAG